Molecule: messenger RNA, 1360 nt
Organism: Carassius auratus (goldfish)
Lineage: Eukaryota; Metazoa; Chordata; Actinopteri; Cypriniformes; Cyprinidae
Product: peroxidasin-like protein
Exons: 9
Coding region: 38-1000 (320 amino acids)
Biological process (GO): immune response-regulating signaling pathway
Source: RefSeq, a predicted model, not a curated record
AGACAAUACAGUAUUCACUGGAGAGAGAGUGAGACUGAUGUGUGUGAUUGAGUCUGAUCACAGAGACUGGAGAUAUGAGUGGAAUAAAGACAGUGUAAAGUUACAGUCGUCUCAGCGUUACACUGUAGACAGAAACACUCUCACUAUUGAAGGAUCUGAAUCAUCUGAUGAGGGUCAGUACACGUGUAGAGGACACAUAGAAGGAAGAUCAGUCUCAUCACAAUCAAGCUCUGUUUCUCUCUCAGUGAAGGUCUUACCCAAAACUGAACUGACUGUAGAUCCAAAGAGUCGUGUCUUCACUGGAGAGACGGUCAAUCUGACGUGUGUGAUUGAGUCUAAUCAUACUGACUGGAGAUAUGAGUGGAAUAAAGACAGUGUAAAGUUACAGUCGUCUGAUCGUUACACUGUAAACACAGACACUCUCACUAUCAGAGCAGUAACUACAUCUGAUGAGGGUCAGUACACGUGUAGAGGACAGAGAGAUAAAAGACCAAACUCAUCACAGGAGAGUGAACCAAUAAAUCUGUCUGUUAAUGUCUCAGCAGCUUCAUCUUCUCGUCUGGUCACUGGUGUGGUUGUGGGAUCGAGUGUUUGUCUGUUGUUCUUCCUCUCACUGCUGCUGAUGUGGAGAUACAAGAAGAACAAAGAUCAGCAGCGUAACAUUAAUCAGACAUCAGUCCCAAAUCAAUCUGCACAACCUCAACUGGAGAACUUUCCUCUACAGUCUGAUUCUGAUCACAUUUAUAACGACGGAACUGAAGUGAAUAAGAGAGACAAAGAUGAUUCAGAUCCCUUGACAGAUGUCACAUAUUCAGAGGUCACUGUUAAGAAAAAGAUGGACAAAGCUAAAGCAGAGUCUAAUAAUGUGACGUACUCAGAAGUCGGAAAAAGAGGAAAGAAAUGCAAAAGUAAAGAUAUUAAUCCUGCAGGACCCAGUGAUUUGACUUACGCACAGAUCAAUAUACAGGACAAGAAGAAAACCAAAGACAAAGGUCCCUGAGUUCAGAGAAGACACCAGACGACUAAAAGAGAUUCACAGCCGCAGACACAGUAACGCUUGCAUUGCUUCAGAAAUGAUAAUGAGUGAACUGAUUAUGAACAUGCUUGACUGAAAUACUUUACAGAUAUUAUCAUAUUGUCUGUACACAGAUCUAUCUGUAAUAUAUAUUCAAUCAUUUUCCAUUUGAGCUCUUUUGUUUAACAGCUUUAAGUGAAACUGCUCUUCAAGUUAUUACAUUAUUAGAUGAUUCGUCUGAUGCUGUACAGUAAUUAAACAGUAAUCGUGCACUUGUCUGAUAGUUAAAUAUAACAUGUUCUGUCUUAUUAAAUAAUGUCUGGGUUUUUACCAAGACUGUGUGGC